Xiphophorus couchianus (Monterrey platyfish) is the source of this 2621-nucleotide messenger RNA. RefSeq names its product E3 ubiquitin/ISG15 ligase TRIM25-like. Gene Ontology annotation, molecular function: zinc ion binding. The record is from RefSeq and is a predicted model, not a curated record. The transcript has a single exon. The coding region runs from base 671 to 2017 and encodes 448 amino acids. NCBI's taxonomy places the organism in Eukaryota, Metazoa, Chordata, Actinopteri, Cyprinodontiformes, Poeciliidae.
AUGUAACAAUACUUCUAUCAAUCAUUACAUCCAACAAAUAUAAAAAGUCCAAAAGUCCUGAAGGUGUCUCCACAACACUGUUAUGUCAUGUUCAUGUCAUCAAAUUAAGCUCCAAUUCCAUGUCUUAUUAAAACAAAUGUAGACAAUAUGACAAUUCUACCAACUCAACCACAAAAACUGAGAAAAAAGAUAUUAAACUUUUGCUCCUGCUGUCUUGAUGUCCAACCAGCAGCUUUUAUUAAAAAUACAUGCCUAUCAUUGCAUCUGAUCUGAUUCAGAUAGUAAAUCUCACCCCUCUGAUCAUUCUAUGAAUUUGCUUCAAUUCACACAUAUAAAAAUAAACUUGACAAGACAUGCAAAUAAUAAAGACAUUCAAAAAAGUUCUUCUGAUCUGAAGAUUAUAGACAAACAUGACAUCAAAGUUGUUAAAAAACAAAAAGAAACCAUGGAGAGUCCCUCCCUGUUUUCACAACAGUUCAGUUCUGACAUUUCCUGGUUCCUCCUCUCGCACUAGUCUGACCGGUUGAGUUUAGUGAAAAACUCUGCUUUGAAGAAUGCGAUUAGCAAAGUCUUACUGCGGAAGAUUAAAGAGGAAGAAAACUGACUUUUUAUAGGAAACUUUUACAAGAGAAAGUAACAUAGACAGCAACAGUAGUUGUUUAGAGAUGAAAUGGCACAACGAGGAAGUCUUGUGGAUUCAAUGAAAUUCUUUUGUUCGAUCUGUUUGGAUCUACUGAAGGAUCCGGUGACUAUUCCCUGUGGACACAGUUACUGUAUGAACUGCAUUAAAGACUGCUGGGAUGGAGAAGGUCAGAGAAGAAUCCACAGCUGCCCUCAGUGCAGGAAAGAGUUCAUACCAAGACCUGAACUGGUGAAAAACAUCAUGCUAACAGAGUUGGUGGAGGAUCUGAAGAAGACUGGACUCCAAACUGCUCCCGUUGAUCACUGCUAUGCUGGACCUGAUGAUGUGGCCUGUGAUGUCUGCACUGGGAGGAAGAUGAAAGCUGUCAAAUCCUGUCUGGUCUGUUUGGCUUCUUAUUGCAAAAAUCACCUUCAACCUCACUAUGAAUCUCCUACGUCUAAAAAACAUAAUCUGGUUGAAGCGUCUACUAAACAUCUGCAGAACAUCUGCUCUGAUAAUGAUGAGGUGAUGAAGAUCUUCUGUCGUACUGAUCAGCAGUGUAUCUGUUAUCUCUGCACUAUGGAUGAACAUAAAGGCCAUGACACAGUCCCAGCUGCAGCAGAAAGGGCUGAGAAGCAGAAGAAGCUUCAGGAGAGUCGACAACAAAUCCAUCAGAGAAUCCAGGACCAAGAGAAAGAUGUGAAGCUGCUUCAACAGGAGGUGGAGGCCAUCAAUGUCUCUGCUGAUAAAGCAGUGGAGGACAGUGAGAAGAUCUUCACUGAGCUGAUCCGUCUCCUCCAGGAAAGAAGCUCUGAUGUGAAGCAGCAGAUCAGAUCCCAGCAGGAAACUGAAGUGAGUCGAGUCAAAGAUGUUCAGGAGAAGCUGGAGCAGGAGAUCACUGAGCUGAAGAGGAAAGACGCUGAGCUGGAGCAGCUCUCACACACAGAGGAUCACAACCAGUUUCUCCUCAACUACCCCUCACUGCCAGCACUCAGUGAGUCUACACACUCAUCCAGCAUCAUUGUCCGUCCUCUGAGACACUUUGAGGACGUGACAGCAGCUGUGUCAGAGCUCAGAGGCAUAAUGCAGGACAUCCUGAGAAAAACAUGGAGAAACAUCUCAGAUGCAGUAGCUAGAGUGGAGAUUCUACUGUCAGAACUUGAACCAACUGCCAUGGAAAUGGCUGGUCAAUGUUUAAAGACUGUAUACCAUACCCCUGAUCACUCAAGUUGGACACGCAGGCCAUUCAUCCCCCCGCCCCGCUCCAGAGCCAACCCUCUACCCCCACCUGCAUCCUCUCUUUUCUCCACAGCUGAAUCCCCACCCCAACCACUCUUGCCCCCACCACCAUUAUUUAUAAUGAGAUCAAGGGGACGAGCGGGGAGACGGCUAUGAAAACCAACUGGCCUAGAAAUCUUAGUUCUGGUACUGGCACCGGGACAUUGACUGAACCAACAGUUCCUCGGAGCAGGGCCGUGCAGAAAUCUUUGGAGCUGCAGGGUUUCAUCGUUAAAAAGGUUCAUUGAACAAGAUCUUAAAACAACGUACAACAACAUAGCAACAACCCAUCAAGAAUCUAAUAUUUAAUUGGAUCCUACUGUGUCCCUGUCAUCAUGUGGGGACAAUGCAAAGCAAAUUUAGUCUUUUUUCUUGAUAGGUGUAAAGUUGUGGUUUCUGCUGCUGACAGCUGAAGGAUUAUGUUGAUCUGAGACUGUAGCUGUUAGACUAUAGGAGAGAAGGUCGCUGGUUAUGAAGUUAUGAAAUAAGCAAAUUUGCUGCUUUUUUACUAAAUAAACCCAAAUAAUAUCUGACUGUCUAUAACAACUUGGCUGCUUUAAACAUUGAAAAAGCUCAGAGGGGUUAACUCUGCAUAAUGUUUUUGAUGUUAGCACCUCUGAGAAUUUUAAGAUUUAAAAAAUAUCAGGGCAAAGAAAACUCAGUAGCUGCUGGUAGGGCCCGUCCAGACAUUCAGGGGCCUGUCCAGACAUUCAGGGGCCAA